AUGGAUAACAGCAAGCCAGUGAAGACGCCUCAAGAUCCCGGCCUGAAGCUAACCAAGAACAUGUGUGAACAAGAAUGCAAGCACGAAGACACCAUGUGCAACGUGCCAUAUCGAAGUGCUGUCGGAGGCAUCAUGUAUCUCAUGGUCGCCACACGUCCGGAUCUAGCUGCUGCAGUGGGAUCAUUAUCCCAGUUCUCGUCCGACCCAUGCCCGACUCACUGGCAAGCUUUGAAGCGUGUGCUGAGAUACCUGCAAGCAACGCCCAAUCAUGGUCUUGAGUUUACACGUGAAGAAGGAAGCCGUAUCUGCGGGUACACCGACGCAGACUGGGCCGGCGACAUUGAGUCAAGACGAAGUACAAGCGGCUAUGUGUUCAUGAUGAGCGGAGGAUGCAUCAGCUGGAAAAGCCAGAAACAACGGACGGUCGCGCUAUCUUCAACAGAAGCAGAAUACAUGGCGCUUUCCGAAGCAACCAAAGAAGCAGUAUGGCUCAAAGUGCUUUUGGGGGAACUUGGUGAGAUGACAAGCGACGAAGCGAUCAAGAUGUAUGAAGACAACCAAGGAUCAAUCGCUCUCGCCAAGAACCCGGAGUUCCAUAAGAGAACAAAACACAUCGACAUACGCUACCAUUUUGUGCGUGAGAAGGUGGAAUCAGGUGAAGUCGUUUUGGAGUAUUGCCCGACUCAAGAUAUGCUGGCAGACAUGAUGACCAAGCCGAUCGCCGCUGUAAAAUUUAAAAACAUUCGCGAUCGACUUGGGAUCCAAGGUGCCGCAGCUAACGAGUCGAGAGGGAGUGUUGAAAAGACAGCGGCUGUGAAGAAGACACCUCGUCAAGCUGCGUCAAGUGUUGAAGCAAGUGGAAGACCAAGCUUCGCUAUACCGGUGGGUACCGGUAUGUACCAGUAA
Molecule: messenger RNA, 906 nt
Organism: Peronospora matthiolae
Lineage: Eukaryota; Oomycota; Peronosporomycetes; Peronosporales; Peronosporaceae
Source: the annotation of a GenBank genome assembly